Molecule: messenger RNA, 10267 nt
Organism: Asterias rubens (European starfish)
Lineage: Eukaryota; Metazoa; Echinodermata; Asteroidea; Forcipulatida; Asteriidae
Product: myosin-10-like
Exons: 42
Coding region: 212-6145 (1977 amino acids)
Cellular component (GO): myosin complex
Molecular function (GO): cytoskeletal motor activity; actin filament binding; ATP binding
Source: RefSeq, a predicted model, not a curated record
GCAUGACGCUGUGUUGAGGCUCGCGGGGUUCCGGUAGGAGUCUAUGAGCAUCCAGGUAAAUUCUUGAUCAAUUUGACGGUGAGUAAACGGUCUGAAACUGUCACAAAGUUUUGGUGAGGAAAAAGUGGGUUGGAACUUUGUACCGUAAAAAAAACGUGUGAAGAGAUACGGACCUCGUUGCUAUUGCGGAAGUAGCACUGAGCAAACCAAGAUGGCGGAUCCAGAGUUGAAGUAUUUGAUUGUGGACAAGAAUAUGGUGAGCGACCCGGCGUCUCAGGCAGAAUGGACGGCCAAGAGGUUGGUGUGGGUCCCGGACGACGUCCAUGGCUUCGUCGCUGCCAGUGUCAAGAGCGAAAAGGGGGACAACAUCACCGUAGAAAUUGCGGAUAACAACAAGACCAGAGUUGUGAAUAAAGAUGACAUACAGAAGAUGAACCCGCCCAAGUUCAACAAAGUUGAAGACAUGGCCGAGUUGACCUGUCUCAAUGAAGCCUCAGUCCUAUACAACCUCAAGGAUAGAUACUACUCAGGACUUAUAUAUACAUAUUCCGGUUUGUUCUGUGUGGUGGUCAACCCCUACAAGAGACUUCCAAUCUACUCUGAGAAGGUCAUUGAACUCUACAAAGGCAAGAAGCGUCACGAGGUGCCACCUCAUGUCUUUGCCAUCACAGACACCGCUUACCAUAGCAUGCUUCAAGAUCGUGAAGACCAAUCUAUUUUGUGCACUGGAGAAUCUGGUGCCGGCAAAACAGAGAACACCAAGAAAGUCAUCCAGUACCUUGCCCACAUAGCAGCAAGCAAGGGAGGCAAGGGUGCCACCGCAGCGCAAAUACAGCCUGUCCCUAUGAAAAAGGACCUAGCCAAAAGCUUUGAUAGUCUCGCCAAACAUGUUGUCGGAGAACUGGAAGCCCAACUGCUGCAAGCUAACCCUAUUCUAGAGUCAUUCGGAAACGCCAAGACCGUCAAGAAUGACAACUCAUCUAGAUUUGGGAAAUUUAUCCGCAUCAACUUUGACACAUCGGGUUACAUCUCUGGAGCAAGCAUCGAAACAUAUCUUCUGGAGAAGGCACGUGUUACCCGCCAGGCGCCCACAGAGCGGGCUUUCCACAUCUUCUAUCAGAUGUUUGCCGGCGCCAGCAACGAACAGAAAAAGGAGCUUCUGUUGGAUGACAUCAACAACUACACCUUCCUGACCAACGGCCAUGUCCCAGUCACCAACGUCAGCGACUUGGAUGAGUUUGACGCUACAUGGGAAGCCAUGGAAAUCAUGAGCAUGCAAGAUGACUUUAUGUCUGUACUCAAGGUUGUCUCUGCUGUGCUGCUGUUUGGCAACUUGACCUUCAAAUCAGAGCGAAAUAAUGACCAAGCCAUCCUCCCAGAGACCACAGUUGCCCAGAAGCUGUGCCGCCUACUCGGCCUGAACGUGACAGACAUGACCAAAGCGUUGCUCAAACCCAGACUCAAGGUUGGGCGAGACUUUGUCCACAAAGCUCAGACAGUUGAACAGGUCGAGUUUGCCACCCAGGCGCUGUCCAAAGCAAUCUAUGAGCGCCUCUUCAAAUGGAUCGUGAGCCGGAUCAACAAAUCCUUGGACCGUACAACCCGCACGGGGGCCUCCUUCAUUGGAAUCCUGGAUAUUGCCGGUUUUGAGAUCUUCAAGAUGAACUCCUUUGAACAGCUGUGUAUUAACUACACCAAUGAGAAGCUACAGCAACUCUUCAAUCACACUAUGUUCAUCAUGGAACAGGAAGAGUACCAGAGAGAAGGGAUCGAGUGGAAGUUCAUUGACUUCGGUCUUGACCUCCAGCCUUGCAUUGACCUCAUUGAGAAGCCAAUGGGUAUCCUGGCCCUUCUUGAUGAAGAAUGCUGGUUCCCUAAAGCCACUGACAAAACCUUCACUGAGAAACUCUGCAAGACCCACUCUGCACAAUCCAAAUUCAAGAAACCAGACUUCCGUGAUGACAGCGACUUUGCAGUCCUUCACUACGCAGGGAAGGUGGACUAUUCCAGUCGUAAUUGGCUGAUGAAGAACAUGGACCCACUGAACGAUAACGUUGUCGCUCUGUUGCAGAAUUCCAACGAUCCCUUCACCUGCAACAUCUGGAAGGAUGCUACUAUUGUCAGUAUGAGCGCCCUCGCAGCUGGCGGCGAGUCCCCGUUUGGCUCCUCCCGAACCCGCAAGGGUAUGUUCCGCACUGUGGGCCAACUCUACAAAGACCAGCUAUCUAGGCUGAUGGUGACGCUGCGCAACACCAACCCCAACUUUGUGCGUUGCAUCAUCCCCAAUCACGAGAAGAAGGCCGGCAAGAUUGACUCGCAGCUGGUGCUGGAGCAGCUGAGAUGCAACGGUGUGCUGGAGGGCAUCAGGAUCUGUCGACAGGGCUUCCCCAAUCGUAUCAUCUUCAUGGAGUUCAAGCAACGCUACGAGUUGCUGACUCCUAAUGUGAUUCCCAAGGGAUUCAUGGAUGGCAAGAAGGCUGUGCAGAAAAUGAUCGAAGCUCUUGAUCUGGAGCCCAACCUCUUCCGCAUCGGCCAGAGUAAGAUCUUCUUCCGUGCUGGUGUCUUGGCUCACCUUGAGGAGGAGAGAGAUCUGAAACUGACUGAUAUCAUCAUCCAGUUCCAAGCUCAUUGUAGAGGAAUGCUCUCCAGAAGAUACUACCAGAAGCGUAUGCAACAGCUGAGUGCCAUCCGUAUCAUUCAGCGAAACUGUCUGGCCUACCUCAAGCUCCGUAACUGGCCCUGGUGGCGUCUGUUUACAAAGGUGAAGCCCCUCCUGAACGUGACUCGCCAAGAGGAUGAGAUGGAAGCAAAAGAUACCGAGCUGCGUAAGGUCAAGGACAAGCUGACCAAGUAUGAGGAUGACUACUCUGACAUGGAGAGGAAGUACCAGCAGAUACUAGAGGAGAAGAGUAUCCUGGCUGAGCAGCUUCAGGCUGAGGCUGAGCUCAGCGCUGAGGCAGAAGAGAUGAGAUCCAAGCUGGCCUCCAAGAAGCAAGAGUUAGAGGAGAUUCUUCAUGAUAUGGAGAGUCGUAUUGAGGAGGAGGAAGAACGCUCCCAGAACUUGGGCACAGAGAAGAAGAGACUUGGAGGACACAUUCAGGAUCUUGAGGAACAAUUGGAAGAGGAAGAAGCUCAACGACAGAAGCUCCAGCUGGAUAAAGUCAGCCUGGACGCUAAGGUCAAGAAGCUAGAGGAAGACCUGGCAAUCCUGGAUGAUAACCACGGCAAGAUGUUCAAGGAGAAGAAAUCAAUUGAAGAGAGACUUUCGGACGUUGAAUCUACCCUCGUUGAAGAGGAAGAGAAGAGCAAGGGUCUGAUGAAACUCAAGUCACGACAUGAAGCUACCAUCGGUGACCUGGAGGACAAACUACGCCGGGAGGAAAAGUCCCGUGGUGAUCUAGAGAAGGUGAAGCGCAAGAACGAGACCAGCCUGAAUGAUCUACGAGAGCAGCUGAACGAGCUACGGGCACAGGUGGAAGAACUACGUGCCCAGCUGGCCAAGAAAGAGGAAGAGUUGAACUAUGCUCUUGCAAGAAUCGAUGAAGAAAUGGCCGCCAAGAACGCCGCCCAGAAAGCUCUGAGGGAACUCCAGACCCAAAGCUCUGAGCUCCAGGAAGAUCUAGAAGCCGAGAGGGCAGCCAGAGCCAAGGCUGAGAAACAAAAGAAAGAUAUGAAUGAGGAACUGGAGGCCAUCAAGUCCGAGUUGGAAGACUCGAUGGACUCUACCGCCACCCAGCAGGAGCUGAGGAACAAGCGCGAGUCCGAGCUGAAUGAACUCCGCAAGGCCCUGGAGGAUGAGACCAAAUCCCAUGAGACUACCAUCAUUGAGCUACGUCACAAGAACAACGUGGUGGUGGAGGGGCUGAAUGAACAAUGUGAAGGGCUCAAGAGGAGCAAAGCAGCUCUGGAGAAGACCAAGACCGCCAUGGAGGCCGCCACGGCAGAGUUGAGCAACGACCAGAAGGCCAUGGCCCAGGCCAAGCAAGAGUCUGAACGCAAACGCAAGAACCUGGAGGCUCAGUUGUCUGAGAUGAAUGUACGCCUGACCGAGACCGAGCGCGCCCGUAACGACUUCCAAGAAAGAGCUACCAAACAGCAGACUGAAAUUGAGUCAUUGACAGUCCAGUUGGAGCAAUCUGAGGUUAAGUCUUCCCAGGCCAGUAAAUCAUCCAACUCUCUGGUAGCACAGCUUGCUGAGGUCCAGGAAAAUCUAAAUGAUGAGACCCGACACAAGUUGGACCUUAGCUCCAAGCUCCGUGCCAGCGAGGAGGAGAAGGAGCAGAUUCAAGAGCAACUUGAAGAGGAGGAACAGGCCAAGAAUAAUCUUCAACGCCAAGUCAGCAAUCUCACGGUCCAGCUUCAAGAUGCCAAGAAGAGACACGAAGAGGACCAGUCUUCCAUGGAUGCAUCUGACGAGGCUCAACGGCGAGUCCAACGAGAGCUGGAAGCAGUCCAGUCUCGUCUGGAGGAGGUCCUUACCAGCAGCGACAAACUGGAGAAGACCAAGAAACGUCUCCAGGCUGAGCUUGAUGACAUCGUCGUUGACAUGGAGAAGGAGCGUGCCCUCGUCAACAACCUAGAGAAGAAGCAGAAGAAGUUUGACGCCCUGCUGGCCGACGAGAGAGCUGAGAAGGAACGUCUUGGCCAGGACAAAGAUCAAUCCGAUAAAGAGCUGAGAGAGAAAGAGACCAAGUUGAUCUCCUUGCACAGAGAGCUUGAGGAGCUUCAGGAUCAGCUGGCAGACAGCGAGCGCAUCCGUAAAUCUCAGGCCGCUGAGCUAGAAGAAGUCAUGUCCUCUAAGGAUGACGUAGGAAAGAAUGUCCAUGGAUUGGAGAAGUCCAAGAAGAACCUGGAGUCUCAGAUCGAGGAGAUGCGAACCCAGAUGGAGGAGCUUGAGGAUGAGCUCCAGGCCACGGAGGAUGCCAAGCUGCGUCUAGAGGUCAACAUGCAAGCCCUGAAGGCUAACUUUGAGAGGGAGGUGCAGGGCAAGGAGGAGGCUCAGGAAGAGAAGAGACGUGGCCUCAUCAGACAGCUCCGUGAGAUGGAAGCUGAGCUUGAAGAGGAGCGCAAGCAGCGAGGAGCUGCAGUCAACGCUAAGAAGAAGUUUGAGAUGGAUAUGAAGGAUCUAGAGGGUCAGGUCGAGGCAGCAGCCAAGGUCAAAGAGGAUAGCAUCAGACAAGUCCGUAAACUACAGAGCCAGAUGAAGGAGUUUCAACAGGACUUGGACGAAGCUCGACAGGGUCGUGAUGAUCUAGCCAUCUCAGCCCGUGAAGCAGAACGCAAGCUCAAGACAAUGGAGCAAGAGCACAUGCAGUCACAGGAGGACCUGGCUACAUCUGAGCGCCAGCGUCGCAAGGCGGAGGCAGACCGGGACGAGCUCCAAGAGGAGAUCAACAGCAACCUGAGCAAGGGUAACUCCCUAGUGGAAGAUAAGAGACGCCUGGAGCAACGCAUCUCCCAGCUGGAGGAUGAGCUUGAGGAAGAACAGAGCAACGUUGAGAUCCUGAUGGACAAAGAGAGGAAGAGCAAUGCUCAGAUUGAGACUUUCACCAACGAGCUGGCCUCGGAGCAUUCAACCACCCAACGUCUAGAGAAUGCCAAGAUGCUUCUAGAAAGACAGAACAAGGAAUUGAAAGCCAAACUUCAAGAGCUUGAGAUGACUGUGGCCAAGAAGAGCAAGGCAACAAUAGCCCAGAUGGAGAGCAAGAUAAGUCAGCUGGAUGACCAGCUCGAGGCAGAGGCUAGGGAGCGCAGUGCCGCUGCCAAAGCAGCAAGACGAGCUGAGAAGAGGGCCAAGGAGCUGGGCAUGCAGAUGGAAGAUGAGAGACGCCACGCAGACCAGUACAAAGAACAGGUGGAUAAGUCCAACGCCAAGUUGAAGUCACUAAAGAGGCAGGUGGAUGAGUCGGAGGAUGAGUGCACACGAAUCAAUGCCCAGAAACGCAAGAUCCAACGAGAGCUAGACGAGCAGACUGAACAGAACGAGGCACUCAUGAGGGAGGUCAACCAGCUAAAAUCCAAAAUGAGGAAUACUGCAUCUUCACGUCCAAGUCGUUACGGCGGUGGAAGCCGGCGGGCUGCACCAGUAGAGAGCACCAGCUCGGCUGACGAUGCACCAGACGGCACAGGAGACGGCAUGGAGUAAAAGAUAUCCUCAAAUCCAUUAUGCAACUUAAUCGGUGCCUAACCAUGGACCAUCCAGAUGGGUACGGGUUCAAAUGAUAGCUUGGCAUUGAACAUUGAGUAAGUCAUGCGUCUAGGCAUGAUUAUUAUUUCAAGUCAAACAAAAAAAGAUUCAGGGUGUAAAGCCAAUGCUAGAAGUGUUUUUAGGUUGUAAGAUCGUCUGUGGCACCAAUACUAACAAUUAGAAUAGUCAUCCAUACAUCGUCACAAAUGUCAACAUUACAAAUUAAUUUAAAAACUAUUUUGAAUACGCAGUGCUUUUUAAUUUCAGUAUCAAUUUUCAAAUUAGCUUUAAAUUUCUCUGGGGUUUGAAUCUUUAUUUUGUUGUUUUUACUUUUAGAACUAGCUUGCGUUAACCAUUUUGAUGAAUGUUUCCUGCAUACUUGGUUGCGAAUUAUUUUUGAAGUCGUUGAUUUUCAGCAGGGUGUUUGUAUCAACUUAGGCUUGUUUUAGUUUCCACUAAAGCCUUAUUGAAAGCAUGGUAGCUCUAGUCCCGGCAUUUAUUUCUUAAAUAAAAUAAAAAUUCGAGAAAAGUGUGACGACAACAUUUUAAACCUGAUAGCUGUGUAAUUUUUUUGAUCAACUAACAGUACCAUCAAAUUAUGACGCAUAGGGUUGUUUUGUGUUUUAGAACCAUAACCUUCAGACCUUUCAUGAAAAAGGGCCUAUAAAUAUUUGAAAAUCAAUGGCAUUUUGUAUAUAAAUAGGUUUUGUAACAGUUACAAAUGAUGAUGUAAUAGGUCAAAAAACAAUCUGGGGGGAGAAACUGGGAGGGUAAAAAUUUUGGUUUCUUCAUUUGAGGACAAAUUUUGUUUGAUAAAGGGAGGUGAAUGUAUGAGAUUUUUUAGUUUUUAUAGACAUCAGCUGAGUAGUCAAUGUAAAAGUGGAGUUAAAGUGAAACUACGUACAUCGUGAAGGUAAUAAGAGUGGUGAAACUUGACAUGAACAACAACCUACUAAUAAUUGAAAAGUUCCUUUUUUUUUGAUAUUGAAAACAAAUAAUAAUGAUGAGUUUAUAUAUUUAGUUUAAUAAUAGAUUAUAACAUUUUUCGAUCAGCGAUUAUAAAUACGUUGUAACCCUUUUUAUUUAGCUCUCUAUUUUUUCGUACAUGGAUUUAUUAAUCAAGUUUAUGUUUUGCUAUUUGGAUGGUAUUUCAGUAUAUAUAUAUAUAUAUACAGUAGAGACAGAGCAGUAGGCCUUUGUUGUGUGUGCUGGUUUUUGUUUAGGUUUGUUUAGUAACGCUUUCCUGUGGAAAGAGAACGGUGAAGGACUUUAACCAAGGGGUACAGUUCUUAAGAUCCUUGGAGAGGGGAUGUUACUCAAGUUCCAGAGGGGUGUGUAUUGUCCCCCCAACCCCCAAGGAAGGGUAACGUGAUCCAGUGCUCCAGAUGGAUUAGCACUUAGCAGCCAAGGUACUAGAGUACCUAUCCCCUAGACUGUAAACCCAAAGGCGAUGGGGCAUGAGGGGAGCUCCCAAGUUGGGAAGUACGCCCCCAAGGCACCCCUGGCCCCCCUUCACCAUAAAGUUGAUGUGUCAAGUGAUAUCUUAGGAUAAGCCUUAAAGGGUGUUAGUUGUGGAGUGAAUACAGUGAAGCACCAGGGUGGAUGUUGGGUUUGGAGUGAAUACAGUGAAGCACCAGGGUACAUGUUGGGUUACAACUUUUGAUAAAGUGGGAUUGAUACCUUUAGUUAUUUCUAAACCCUUCUCCCCCAGCUCAAAUUACUGUUUGGAGCAGUUGGUAAUUUCGUUUUAUUGGGUCGAAAUUCUCUCCAGAUGAAGGAUUAUUAGUCGAGCAAUGAAUAUUAAACAUAAAUAUGCAAGAUUAAACUGCGCUCUAGGUGUAUUUAAUUUGGUUUUUACCUUAGCACUAAAGCAAGUGAUGUAAUGUACAACAUAAUAAAUCUACCACUAGAAAAUAUUUACAAAUAAAUAAAUUAAAACAAAUAAAUAAGAAGUUGAAAAACAUCUUUAACAAAAACGUUCUAGCUAGAGUUACUAAUAUUGUAUUUGUAGGUUAUUUAUAACCCUAUUUUGUUUUUGUUUUUAAUUUUCGAAACAACUUUCAUGAGUUUCAAUUUUUUUUUUCUGCGCUGGGAUUUUUUGCCUAUUAUAUAAAGUAAUCGAUUAACAAUUAAUGCAUUCCAUUAUUGAAUCUUUAGACUAGGCUCCUGAAGAGUAGAUAUUUUCCUACGCGAUUAACCUUUAAAAAAAAGUAAAAAUUUCCACAACCAUGAACAAGUCAACAUGUGAGUUAGCAUUCUGAAUGUUCAGGUUUUCGCGUCAACAUGUAAUUGUCUCUAAAGAGAUAUGACAAAAUACUAGAUUGGUUUGCCGCUUGUAUAUAUAAUGAAACUGAACAGGAGUUUAAAAUUUUGCUGUAAAUGUAGCCCAAUUCCUGCAAACUUAAACCAAAAAUCACUUUGAAAUUAUCAAUCAUUAUGCAGACCUUUUAGCUCGAGUUAGCAAAUCUUUAACUGUACAGUCAUAGAUAGAAUUGUAGACUUGUUGCACGGAUGUAGUUGUCCAAACUAGCCUUGGUGCUCCUCAUUUGAAUACCAGGGGCCUUUACCAAACUUAAGCUUGGGCUUAACUCCGGCUUGGGCUUGGAUUUGGCUACAUCAGCAAUUUUUGAGCAGUGUGCAUUUUGCAUGGUGUUUCAAGCAUCAAAUUCAGCCUGAAGCUGGUUCCGAAGCCAAGGUUUGGAAUUAUGCCCCUAAUGUUGUAUGAGGAGCAUUUUGAGUUAUUUGUUUGUGAGUUUUUCAGGCUUCCAUUUGAUAAUUAACAGUCGGAAGACUUGUGUUUGGAUUUUGUUGUCGUUUGAAUUAAACUAGUACUAUUUUUUCAAUGAAUACAUUGUGUUCAUCUUGCCAGUUAUCCAUUGCCCUGUUUAAGGGGCACUCAAAAUAAAUGCCCCAUACUGGUGAAUAUGAGAAGGUUCAUUCAUUUAGAUGCAUCGGUUCAGAACUUCAGCCAUGGUGGUCAUGUUUCUGGACUCCUGGUACUAACAUAGUGUUGGGUUCAUUCUAGGAAACAGACUAAGGAAGUUAAAGCUCACUUUAGUUUCAUGGACAUAAAAAAAGAAAUGGGUUUAGAAGAAGAAAAAACAAAUAUAGAAAGUUGACUUGUGACAACACCCUAUGUCCAAUACAGUAGCAACUAUUACAAUUUGGUUUAGAAAGUUGACUUGUGACAACGCCCUAUGUCCAAUACAGUAGCAACUAUUACAAUUUGGUUUAGAAAGUUGACUUGUGACAACACCCUAUGUCCAAUACAGUAGCAACUAUUACAAUUUGGUUUAGAAAGUUGACGUGUGACAACACCCUAUGUCCAAUACAGUAGCAACUAUUACAAUUUGGUUUAGAAAGUUGACUUGUGACAACACCCUAUGUCCAAUACAGUAGCAACUAUUACAAUUUGGUUUGAUGUAAUUUUAUACAUUAUUUUGUACAUGUCAUGGCAGCUAUCUUGUUUGUAGUUUAUUUGCACCAAUUCUUCAUUUAGUUAUUACUACUAUAGAUUAUAUGUUUUUACAUAGUGCCUUGGUGAUGGUGUUUGUAUCUAGGAAGAUGAUAUGAAUUAACUUUCCAAAUAGAAUGUCUUGUUUAAGAUGGGACCAUUUUUUUUAGCGCUGCCAACCAGGAAAGUACACUGAAACAGCUUGAGAAAGUUUUGCUUAUCAAGUUUCACUGGUAUCAAAUUGUACUGCUCAAUAGACACUGCUUUUGCCAGCCAAAUUCUUCUUGGGAACGCUAUCAAAUUGGGCUUUUUAAGAAAAUAUAUAGCCCCGAUUUAUAGUGUUUAUAAAAAAAUUCAAUAUAUUAUAAAACUAACGAAAUAUGUAAUUACUAUCCAAUUCUUCUUGAUGUAAUAAACAUUAGUUAAAGAACAUAUAAUUAAACAUUUGGGAAAAUUCAAUUUUGUUUUAAAGAAUGUUGCUUAAAGUAGAAAUGUUUAUCCCUUGUAUGCCUAUUAACACACCAAUACUGGUUUUGGGAUUAUCUUUAAAAGAAAUAAUUUGACAAUUAACGAGCGAUUCUAUAAUAAAACCUUGCAAAUUUAAUAAAUAACGCUUUUGAUAAGUA